CACACUCACACACAGGCCCUGCUGUCUGUCACUUCCCGGAUCCAGCGGGUUCAAGCUGCUGUGGAAACUUUCACAAGUUUGCUGUUGGAGGAAGGAGGGAGAGGUGGGGGGAGAGAGAUCUUUGAGCCUACAGCCGCGCUGCUGCUCUCACACACGGAUCAGUUCGGGAUCUGAGCUCCGGGAUGUCGGCCGUGAAGGCGCUGCAGCAGUGGUGCCGGGUCCGGUGUGAGGGCUACCGGGAUGUGUCCAUCACCAACAUGACCACGUCCUUCAGGGACGGCUUGGCUUUCUGCGCCCUCAUUCACAAACACAGACCCGAUCUCAUCAACUUCGAUUCACUGAAGAAAGAAAAUGUCUAUGACAACAACAAACUGGCGUUCAAGGUUGCGGAGGAGGAGUUGGGAAUUCCAGCUCUGUUGGACGCAGAAGACAUGGUGGCUCUUAAGAUUCCUGAUCGCCUCAGUAUCCUGACAUACGUUUCACAGUACUACAACUACUUCCAUGGACGCUCCCCGAUUGGUGGUAUGGCAGGAAUAAAGCGCCCAGCUGAGGGCCCCACAGAGGAACCGUCCGGGAAGAAGAACCAGCCGGUGGCGUCCAAGGUGUUUCCCUCUUCAAAACCCGCCAGAGAGAACAGCCCUCCCCCCUCCUCCAACAUCACAAGGCCCGCUCCUUCACCGAAGCAAACCAGAAAUGCCACGCAGGAUGAGAAAUCCCAUCCUACAGGCACCCUGAGUAACAAAUGUGUGUCCUGUAACAAGCACGUUCACCUUGUGCAGCGACAUCUAGUGGACGGGAAGCUUUAUCACAGGAGCUGUGCGAAGUUGCUGUCGCCUGCAAACACAACUGCACCUCUUAGAGAUUUACCCACAAACACUGCUGUUUCCAAAUUCAGCCCUCUGCCAGACUCCACAAAAACCUACACAAAUGCUCCCACUUAUACCCCCUCCAGACUGGGACCAACAUGGCUGACGGAGAAAUCCAGCACCCCUCCCAGCACUUUUUCUACUCCAUCUCCUUACCGGCCUGCUUCAAGUCUCUCUUCUGCUGCCAAAGAGAGUCAGACAUCUUUAUUCUCCAAACCCACAACUUCACAGACUACUGAAUCUAACUUCACCACAACCACUUCCAUCAACACCAGGCCCACUGCUGCUCCUCGUACCUCAACCACGGCGGCAAAGACGAUGCAGUCCAAACUCAAGUUCUUCCAGUCGGACAACACCGCUAAUGAUGAAGAGAAAAAGACUACAACCACCAACAUUGACAUUAAUAAAGGGCAGAAUGUGACUGGUAAGGUCCAGCAGGGCGCAGCAGGUCAGGCUGUGACUGUUGUUGUGAAUGUUGGUGGUACUGGCAGAAAGAGCUUGGACACAGGUGGGGAGAGAGCUAAAGCAGCUGGUGUAGGUGGAGAUUCGGGAAAGGCGUGUGAGAAUAAUAUGACUAAAGCAUCUGCAGCAGCCUUCAUCUCCAAAAAACUGGAGGUGAACAAUAAUAACAACAGUAAGCCAUCGUGGACGACUGUAUCGCUGAAGAAAACUGACAAACCCUCUCAAGUCGAGACUCCUAAGAGGGAGACAGAGGGUGUCAGAGGGAGAGUGAAGCUGAGAGCAGACCCCUCACUCCUCGCCGACCUGCAGACUCCGGACAUCCCGAACGCUGCUCCGAGCCCGGCCAGCAGGAGCGGACUCAGAGCCAGAACCCCAGAGAGAGGCGGCUCAAAGCCUGGCAGUACAUCACCCAACACCUCAGUAUCAGAAAAUCAGUCCCCUGCCGACUGGAGGUCAAAACUCAAAUCCAUCUCCAAAGAAACCAAACCGGCUGGUCCUUCACAGUCUUCCCCUAAACCCUGGGCUAAUGGAGCUGGAAAGUCAUACACUUCAGAGCUUUCUAUUGGUCCUUCCCCCAGCCCGAGCAUUUCUGUCACUCCAGCAGCACCAAAGGGAUUCCUGAAUGGUCAGGAAGACCUAACUGCGAAUGGUUCCAAGUCAGAGUUGAAGAUUUCCAAGACUAAGCCGGACUACAUUCAGAAAGAGGACAUCAUAAAGGAGCUGCAGGAGAUUGAAGAUAAUUUGAACGAGUUAGAGAAGAGGGGAGUCGAGCUGGAGAUGAGGCUCCGCAGCAGUGAAGAAGAGGGUGAAGACGACUCUCUAAUGGAUGAGCUCAUGGUCGAGUGGUUCAACUUGAUCAGGAACAAGCAGGUGGCCAUGCGCCGGGAGUCUGAACUGGUCUACAUUGGAAAAACCCAGGACCUGGAGGAACAGCAGCCCAGUGUGGAGCAGGAGCUCAGGAGACUGAUGGAUAAACCAGAUCAUCUGAAAACAGCCUGGGACGGAAGAGAGAAGAGCCAGCUGAUGGCCAAACUGGUGGAGAUUGUCAAUGACAGAAACGCUAUUGUGGAAGGUCUGGAUGAGGACAGACUCAGGGAGGAAGAGGAGGACGAGGAGCUAAACAAGAUGAUGAUGAAUUUCAACAUAAAGAAAGAGAAACCGAAGAAAAAGUCUCCGAUGUCCAAACUGUUGCGUUGGGGGAACAAGAAGGAGGGAUGAUGCUGCGCCAAAACAUAGCGCUGCUUCUUGCUUUGAUGUUUUUUUUUUUGCUGCUCUUGUUGUAGUCUUAAUGUCAGUGUGAUCAGCCUGUGAUUCAUGGGAUAACAUGGGUAGUCUGUGUAUGUGUGUGUGUGUGUGUGUGUGAUCUGUCAUUUUAAGCAUUUAUAGAGAAAUGCCCUCCCCUCUGUCGACUGGAUCACUCAAGAUGUGAGGGGUUAAUGACUCACCAGCCGUGAUGUGAUUGGGUUCAGCGCUCCAGUUGUUAGUUUUAAUACCCUUCUAGUCUUAAUCUGUCUACUUAAUGCUGUCAAACACACACACACAGACACACAGACACACACACAGAUGCACAUGUUUUCUCCUCUCCUUACAUAUAUAUAUAUAGUAUUAUACUACCUAUAUAUACACACACACAGUAACACUUCAACUACAGAUGCUAAUGCGAGUUAAAGAACAAAGGUCAGACAGCUGUUUUUUGCUCUCUGGUCAUGUUUUAGUGCACACUACAAGUCACAAGUGAAUCUGUGACUAACUUCAGGGUCACUGUAUGACCCUGUUGUAGUAGAUUACACGUUGAACUGCAUUUCUCUUUUAAUCUUAAAGGUCUCUCUCUGUGUAGUUUCCUGUCAAACACGACACUCAUUUUUUCUUGGACAACACGUUUACUCAGAGCGCUGCCCUUUGUUAAGGUCUUUAAUAGCAUCUGCUACACCAGUGGUUUCCAACCUGGGGUUCAGGAGUUGUGAGUUCACAGGAAAGCAAAAAGUUGAGAAAUCAUAUUUACUUUUUUCUCAUGAAUUAUUGGAUAAUUGGGAAGGAAUAAUCACUCUUUGGUUGGACAACCUGCUACAUAACUUUGUUUUAAAGGAUUAAAAGCCCCCCUAAAAAGUCUGGAAACCACUGUUCCAGAAACACACUCGCAUGUGCAGACAGUGGCUGACCUUUAGGAACUGUCGUAUGUGAAGAGAAUAGGCUCAAAGGUUUACUUACUAGUUAUUUAGAGCUUUCAUCCGCAUACUUGGCUCUUCAUUCAGCGAUUAUGAUCCUUUAAGAAUGAAGUGAAAUUGAAAUCAGUGAAAAGCUCUGGAUCAAUCAGUCAGUGCACCUUUGAGCUUAGAUUAUCCUCAUCACAUACAAACUGCAAUCGAAAUAAGACACUCCUGAGUUAACGCAUAUUUGAUGCUCAAACAUAGUUUUAUGCUGUAUGCUUAUGUAAUGUAAUAUGUAGUUUGUGUUUCUGCAGUUGACUAGAGGACAAUUGUGGUGAAUCUGGUUUGUGACUGAAAGGUUUAAGGAUUCGAACCGAAGGGUUGAGUGGAUGUUUGUUUUAGAAAUACAAGAACUGGUCCAUAUUGGAUCUGGAUUUGUACACGUUUUAAAUAUUUUAGUCUGUGUGUCAUAAUCUAUUAAUUUGGAGAGUUGUGACCAAACUGCUUAAUUUCAACACAACUGGUUGGUACCACACAGAAUUUUAAUUGUAUAUAUGUUAAUGUUCUUGUCCUCUUUAUUCUCCUAUAUAUCUCAGCUGUAUGAAUUGUAUGAAGUUGAUGCUAACAGUCUGAUUGUAGAGAAACUGGCCUGGAUUUUAAAUAAUUUACUGCAAUAAAAUUACUUCAAUUUUAAUAAA
This is a messenger RNA of Morone saxatilis (striped sea-bass), 4173 nucleotides long. RefSeq names its product mical-like 2b (gene micall2b). Lineage: Eukaryota; Metazoa; Chordata; Actinopteri; Moronidae. The record is from RefSeq and is a predicted model, not a curated record. The transcript is spliced from 16 exons. Gene Ontology annotation, molecular function: protein binding. The coding region runs from base 183 to 2546 and encodes 787 amino acids.